This is a messenger RNA of Effrenium voratum, 432 nucleotides long. The record is from the annotation of a GenBank genome assembly. NCBI's taxonomy places the organism in Eukaryota, Dinophyceae, Suessiales, Symbiodiniaceae.
AUGGUGACGCCGCCGCCCGCCUCGAGAGGCUCCCCGGGCUUAAGCCCGCCGCAGCUCGCGGCUGAGAAGCCAGCCAGCCAGCACGAUGGGGCGCGGGCGGCACUGCUGGCACUGCGAGAGGAGCACGUGCGUCUGCGGGAAGCCAACUUGAAGCUUCGGGAGCGCGAGCUGAACAAGAGGCAAGAGAUCGACAGCUUGACCGUCGCACGCGAUCUCACGGCCAAAGAGCUUGCAGCGGUGCAGGAAGACUUGGAGGAGAGCAAACAGGAGCCUGGAGCAGAGCCAAGAGCUGCAGAGCGUGCUGGUGCGGAAGCUGGAGCUCUGCAGAGAGGCGAUCUCCACGGCGGUGAAAAGACGCGUGGAUGCCCUCUAUGCGGUGCCCACCAAGGAGCAGACCGACCCAGCGUCCCCGCGGCGCAGCGCGCAGGUUAG